Molecule: messenger RNA, 576 nt
Organism: Rotaria socialis
Lineage: Eukaryota; Metazoa; Rotifera; Eurotatoria; Philodinida; Philodinidae
Source: the annotation of a GenBank genome assembly
AUGGCAACAACGAACAACUAUCGUACCGAGCCAUUCACAUUUAAUGGUAAGCAGUCGUGUCCAUGGCGUGUGAUAAGAAAUGGUUUAAACAUCGAAGGUCUUUGUAAAAAUUCCUCGUGUCAAGCUUAUGAUAAGAUGGUAAUUAUCAAUUUGGGCUUUGGUGAAUUUGAUUUUGCACGUAUUGUUCUUCAACGACCAAAUAAAUGUCCUAUAUGUAAUAGUAAAAUUGUACCAUUUAAAUACGCUUUAAACAAUUGUCGAUGGUGGUAUGUUAAUCAUUAUAGUACAAAUUCCUUCGCGUUAAAUACAGUCACUGAUGCAUACGAAUUAAAUAAUUUAGAAUGUGAAUAUAAAAUUUUGGAAACGAUGCCGCUACUGAGCAGGAACGAAAUAUAUACAAUAUCUCAAGAAACUGCUUGUCCCAUUUGUUUGAUAGACAUUAAAAAUGAUGAUGAAAGUAUUUUUCUUCCGUGUGCGCAUUCUUUUCAUCGUGCUUGCAUUUGUGAAUGGUUAACAUCUAAUCAAAUCAUGUCACAUACAUGUCCUCUGUGUAGAGAGCAUAUUGUUGAAAAUUAA